Manis javanica (Malayan pangolin) is the source of this 3923-nucleotide messenger RNA. The record is from RefSeq and is a predicted model, not a curated record. Lineage: Eukaryota; Metazoa; Chordata; Mammalia; Pholidota; Manidae.
CCCGAGAACGACAUGCCCCGGGCCACGAAGGAGAGUCGAGAUUCGGCGCGGGCGGGGACGAGAAGCAGCGCCCGGUUACGCGGGGACGGCAGCUGGCGCGGGCGGGCGCGGCCUUUGUCUCCUCCGGCUCUUUCCGCCACUGCACCGGCCCCAUGAGCCCGCGGCCCCGCAGCGUUCGGGCUGUCCGCAGCUCCUGAACUGACCUGCCCUGACCAUGGCCGAAGCCUCUUCCAGCGCCGGGAGCACGUCCCUGGAGGGUGAGCGCGGCAAGAGGCCCCCUCCCGAAGGCGAACCUGCAGCCCCGGUGUCUGGAGUUCUGGAUAAGCUUUUUGGGAAGCGGCUUCUGCAGGCAGGUCGCUACCUGGUGUCCCACAAAGCGUGGAUGAAGACAGUGCCCACAGAGAACUGCGACGUGCUGAUGACCUUCCCAGACACCACGGAUGACCACACGCUGCUAUGGCUGCUGAACCACAUCCGCGUGGGCAUCCCUGAGCUCAUCGUGCAAGUCCGCCACCACCGCCACACUCGUGCCUAUGCCUUCUUCGUCACGGCCACGUAUGAGAGCCUACUCCGAGGGGCCGACGAGCUGGCUCUGCGCAAAGCAGUGAAGGCCGAGUUUGGCGGGGGCACCCGCGGCUUCUCCUGCGAGGAGGACUUCAUCUACGAGAAUGUGGAGAGUGAGCUGCGCUUCUUCACCUCCCAGGAGCGCCAGAGCAUCAUCCGCUUCUGGCUGCAGAAUCUGCGAGCCAAGCAGGGCGAAGCCCUGCACAACGUUCGCUUCCUGGAGGACCAACCAAUUAUCCCUGAGCUGGCAGCCCGUGGGAUCAUCCAGCAGGUAUUCCCGGUCCACGAGCAGCGCAUCCUGAACCGCCUGAUGAAGUCUUGGGUGCAGGCUGUGUGUGAAAACCAGCCUCUAGACGAGAUCUGCGACUACUUUGGUGUGAAGAUUGCCAUGUAUUUUGCCUGGCUGGGCUUUUACACAUCGGCAAUGGUGUACCCAGCUGUCUUUGGUUCUGUCCUGUACACAUUCACUGAGGCUGAUCAGACAAGCCGGGAUGUGUCAUGUGUGGUCUUCGCGCUCUUCAACGUGGUCUGGUCAACACUGUUCUUGGAGGAAUGGAAACAGAGGGGGGCAGAGCUGGCCUACAAGUGGGGGACGCUGGACUCCCCUGGCGAAGCUGUAGAGGAGCCACGACCCCAGUUCAGGGUCAGUCAGCUGUGGGUCCUCAUUGCUCUCAGGGGGCCUGGGCGGCCACCUCACUUGCCCCCUUGGUCCCCAGAGAAUUACCGGCUGGAGAGUGCCUACGAAAAGCACCUCAUCAUCAAGGUUGUCCUGUUCCAAUUUGUCAACUCAUACCUGAGCCUCUUCUACAUUGGCUUCUACCUCAAAGACAUGGAACGCCUGAAAGAGAUGCUGGCCACCCUGCUGAUCACCCGCCAGUUCCUCCAGAAUGUACGCGAGGUCCUGCAGCCGCACCUGUACCGGCGGCUGGGCCGAGGCGAGCUCGGCCUGCGGGCUGCCUGGGAGCUGGCCCGCGCUCUGCUGGGCUUGCUGAGCCUCCAGCACCCUGCACCCCGCCACCUCGAGCCCCAGGCUGAAGAGGGUGGUGGCAGCAGUAGUGGGGGAGGCCGCAGGUGUCUCGGUGGAGGCUGUGGGGCACCUGAGGAGGAGGAGGAGGCCACAGUGGAGCAACGGCCCCUGGGGGAAGAUGGGGAAGUGGUGGACGGGCCAAGGGGGGACAAGGAGGAGGACGAGGAGGACGAGGAGGAGGAGGAGGCUGAGGCUGACGACGAGGAGGGCGAGGAGGGCGGCCCCCUGGACUGUGGGCUCCGGCUGAAGAAGGUCAGCUUCUCUGAGCGUGGGGCCAGGUGGCGGCAGCCCAGCCCGGAGGCCCUCCUGGAAGAAGGGAGCCCCACUAUGGUGGAGAAAGGGCUGGAGCCAGGUGUACUCACACUGGCCGAGGAGGACGAUGAGGCUGAGGGGGCUUCCAGCAGCCCUGAGCGGGACCCCCCAGCUACCCUGCUUCGCCGCGCUGGGGGUGAGGGCCGCGAUCAGGGGCCCGACGGUGGCCCGGACUCAGAGCCGGGCCCUGGUGACUCCGCCCGGAGGCGGCGGCAGGACCGGUCGUCUUGGAUCGACCCUCCUAAGGAGGAGCACGCGCCCCAGCUCACCCAGGCGGAGCUCGAGAGCUGUAUGAGGAAGUACGAGGACACCUUCCAGGACUACCAGGAGAUGUUCGUACAAUUUGGCUAUGUCGUGCUCUUCUCGUCCGCCUUCCCCCUGGCUGCGCUGUGCGCCCUGGUCAACAACCUCAUCGAGAUCCGCAGCGACGCGCUCAAGCUGUGCACGGGGCUGCAGCGGCCCUUUGGGCAGCGGGUGGAGAGCAUCGGCCAGUGGCAGAAGGUGAUGGAGGCUAUGGGUGUCCUGGCAAUCGUGGUCAACUGCUAUCUGAUUGGCCAGUGUGGGCAGCUGCAGCGCCUCUUUCCCUGGCUCAGCCCUGAGGCAGCCAUCGUGUCAGUGGUGGUGCUCGAGCACUUCGCUCUGCUCCUCAAGUACCUCAUCCACGUGGCCAUCCCUGACAUUCCUGGUUGGGUGGCCGAGGAGAUGGCCAAGCUCGAGUACCAGCGGCGGGAGGCCUUCAAGAGACACGAGCGCCAGGCGCAGCACCACUACCAGCAGCAGCAGCGGCGGCGGCGGGAGGAGGAGGAGCGCCAGCGCCAUGCAGAGCACCAUGCCCGGCGGGAGCGUGACGCUGGUGGCAGGGAGGAGGCACGGGCCGAGGGCUCCAGGCUGGACCCCGCUGCCCCUGAGAAGGCUUCAGCCAAGGCCAAGGGCGGCGGGCCAGGCGGCCACGGGCUGGAGCGGCCCAAGCGCCCAGGGUCCCUGCUGGCCCCCAACAAUGUCAUGAAGCUGAAGCAGAUCAUCCCACUGCAGGGCAAAUUUCUGUCAUCUGGUGCCACGUCCUCGCUGGCUGGCACAGGGACAGGCCCAGCUGCCCGGGCUCCCCCUGCCCAGUCACCCACAGGCAGUGACACCCGCCUGCCAGCCUUCCUCAGCUUCAAGUUCCUCAAGUCACCCGAGACCCGGCGGGACCCUGAGCGCAGCCAUUCGCCCCCCAAGGCCUUCCAUGCCGGCAAGCUCUUCCCCUUCGGCGGGGCCCGGGCUGAGGCCGGGGCCAACGGGGCAGGUGGGCAGGCCCGGCCAGACGGGACCCUCAGCGGUGGCGGAGGCCGGGCCCAGCGGAGUGGGCCAACAGACGAGGCCUCGGCUGAGGAGCCAGACACCCCCAGGCCUGAAGAGGAAGCCUCAGGGACGGAGCUGGCCCUGGUGGGCGCCCCUGCCCUCCGCACCCGCCGCAGCCGGAGCCCCGCGCCGCCGCCGCCGCCAACGUCGCUGCCCCGGCCCCUGACACCUCCCCCCGGUUGCUGGCAGUGGGACGGGCCGUGGGGCUGCGGGGGCGAGGGCGCCGCCGCCCGCCAGGCCCCCGCCCCCGCCCUCGCCGAGUGCCCGCCCUGCGCCCUGGCUGGGCCCCCGCCCGCCCCCCAGCCCCUGCCUGGGGACGCCAGCUUCUACAGCCUCCCUCCCCCACCACUGCCGCCCAACUCCGAGGCCCCCGAGCCUUCUGCGCCCUCGCCCAGCGCCAGCCCGAGCCCCCAGGCCGUGUGCUGGCCGAGCGGCUGGCACUAGCUCCGCCCGCCUCUGCCUUCCUGUUCUCAUAUGCAAUAUCAGCCCUGGACCGGCCCCGGCCUUCCCCCGCCCCCAUCUGCCGUUUUCCUUUCAACCAAGAUGGGGGAGACGAAAGGAAACCCCCCAAAACCCAACAGAAAACACACAGAAUAGGCGAUUAUUUAUUUGUUUUUAAUUUAUUUUGUCAUAUUUUUGUAAAACGGCAGAAAUGCAAUAAAAAGUAUAUUUCAACAGU